AGAGUCACACUCACCAAACAGGCCCCAAAUUCAAACACCAAGCCAAUUCCUUGUCACAGCCCGUAACCAAACAUCAUUCUUAGAUCAUAAUGAUAUGCAAAACAGACUAACAAACAUUUGGGGUGACGAAAAAGCCAUAGCCAAAACGACUUCUGAAAAGAAUGACAAGAGAGAGGAGAUUUAACUUCCAUUCUAAAUGCUCCUCACUGAAGAUAACACACAUUGCCUUUGCUGAUGACAUCAUGAUGUUCUCCAGAGGGGACAAAGAAUCUGUCCAAGUCCUUGCUGAUGCCUUGAAGCACUUUUCCUCUGUCUCUGGCCUCCAUGUCAAUGCACAGAAAUCAAAUAUUUACUUGGCAGGGCAAAUCAAAGGAAACAAGCAGCAUAUCCUCAACUUGGUGAAUUUCCCUGAAGGACUUUUACCAGUUAAAUACCUGGGGUUACCACUCACUUCACAAAGGGCAUCAGAGAGGGACUUUGCACCAUUGAUUGAAACUGUUGAUGAUAAUAUAAGAAGAUGGAACACAAAAACUUUGACCAUUGCUGGAAGAGUUGAACUUAUUAGGAGUGUUAUCCAAGGGAUAGAAGGUUUUUGGCUUCAAGCUUUUCCCAUCCAUAAAUCUGUCCUUAACAGGAUCACCUCCAUCUGCAGAACCUUCCUUUGGGGAAACAAAUUCUACAAAGUGGCUUGGGAUGAUAUUUGCAAACCAAAGGAGGAAGGGGGACUUGGGCUUAGGAACUCAGAAGUCUGGAAUCAAGCACUUAUGGCUAAAAACCUGUGGAACAUUGCUUCAAGAAAAGAAACCCUUUGGGUUCAGUGGGUUCACAGUGUCUACCUUCAGGACAGAGAUAUUUGGGCUUGGAUCCCUAAACAUGGGGAUUCACACUUCUUCAAAAAGCUUGCAGAAGUGAGAAACAAUCUAGCCCAGAAGCUUGGUACUGAUCAGUAUCAAGAAGUGGAUUGGGAUGACCUCCUUGUAGAUGGAGAAUUUUGCACAGCAAAGGUGUAUGAUUUAUUGAGAGUCCAUUUGCCUCCCAAACCCUGCAUGAAAAUGAUUUGGCAAAGCUACAUUCCACCCAGAUUCUCUGUUACAACCUGGCUUGCCAUUAGAAGGAGAUUAUCAACAAAGGUGAAUCUGGGAUUUAUCCCUAUGGAGAAUAGGAAUUGUAGCCUCUGUGGACAAGAACUUGAGACCACUGAUCACCUUUUCUUUGCUUGCACUGCCUCCCAUCAGAUUUGGAAGAAUGUGAAAGAUUGGCUCAAAAUUCCUUAUGCACUCUCAACUAUUGAAAGAGUCAUCAAAUGGCUUCUUGGAAGGCAUAGAGUGCAUGGCAACCUGAGAAAUAUUUGGAGAUUAGCAGCAUUGAGCACCAUACAUCAUAUUUGGAAGUUGAGAAAUGCUGUGUACUUUGAGGGUAAGAGUGUGGACUGUGAUGCAACUACUUGGAAAAUUAAGGUGGGGGUUUAUAAGAUUUGCUACAGGCUUUAUCCCAAUAUUGUACUGGGGGUGUUUUCCCUUGGUGGCUGGUGGCUUGGAUACUCAACAUUCUCUGCCCUUAGCACUAACUGGAAUGAUUUGGCUACUGUUUCAUUGCUUUUUCUGAUGAUUGGUUACCUGUUUGCAAUGGUUGUCCAAUGCCUCACAACACAAAAGGAGUUUGUCCUAUCCUUCAUUUAUGGCCUGUACACUGUUACCAAAAGAAGGGAGCUGUGGCAUGACUUGUCUUCUUUAGCACAGAAUAUUACCAUACCCUGGGCAUUGCUUGGGGAUUUUAACUGUGUUUUGGCUAGCAAUGAGAGGGUGAACUGUAUGAGCCAGGGAGCAUACUAUAUGACUGAUCUGCAAGCCUUCAAGUCUUCUAACUGCUUAGAAGAUGUUCCUUCUACUGGAAAUUUCUUCACUUGGCAUAAAGGGAACAAGCUUGCUAAACUGGAUAGAGUCCUUGCUAACCAAUCCUGGGGAGACNCCUUCUGUGGACAUGGGUUGGAAGAUGUGGACCACCUGUUCUUUAGCUGCCAGUUCUCUAAAGAAGUUUGGGACAAUAUCAAGACUUGGCUAGGUAUGGAAGGACACCUGAGUACCCUCACCAGAACCAUCAGAUGGCUGAAGGCUUUUAGGCGAGGGGAUGGGAUCCUCAAGAAGGCGAGAAGGAUUGCUUUUGCUUGCACUGUUUUCCACCUCUGGAAGCUACGUAAUGCUGCCCACUUUGAGCGCGAACCUCUCUCCAUUCAGGUUGUGACUUCUAAAAUCAAGCUCGGCCGCGACAUGAACAGUAGCCGCGAGGGGGGUUUUCACGAUUUCUCCAUCGAUUUGAGCUUUUAGCUUCAGAUUUUUGGAACUCUAGGAGCGCCUUCUGCUGGUGAUUCCGGAUUAGAGCUUGUUUUGUUGAUUUUGGAGCUGAAUUUUGAGGAAACGAAGGUCAACGCCUGCGAAAUUACUGUUCACUCGCAAUUUUGAUCCUUUGAUUCGUGGCGACUGAAUCACUUUUGAUGGCUAUUCAUUUGAUAUCCUGGGUGUUCUUUCAUCCCCUAUCGAGGUAUAUUAGUGGCUUCCACAAUCGUUUGCUUUUCAUUGGAUUUUUGGAACUUUGAAAUUCGAUUUACACUGUUCAUUCAGCGAUAAUGGUGGGCGAUUGUCACUGGUUUCUGGGUCCAGUCUUUGUGGUCUUUUUGAAUGUUCAGCACUUGUUUUAUUUGGCUUUGAAACCUUCAUUGCCUUGGUAUUUUCGUGUCUGUUUACCACUGGGUAUAUUCAAACCUGGGUGUUCUGGGUUUCGGUUUUUGUUCCUGGUAAUGGUGAAAUGCUGGCCAGUUUGUGUAUUACUGUGUUGAACCUGUUCCUUUUUGGUGACUUCAAAUGCUUGUUUGUACUUUGGCCUUGAUUGGAAUUUGUUGCUGGUUUGCCACUGAGGUGUGAGGGCUGGGAAGAUGGUUUGCCAAUGAUUCUCACCUCCUCUUGAAUAAGGUGCCUCGAUGUUGGAACAUCUACCCUGGUAUAAUGGUCUUCGUGAAAGUUCGACCUUUCCCUCAACCUCCUUAACACUCAACUUUGUCAUACUUUACCUCAUUUGCAUGAGGUAAGGACUGAUUUGAACCCUUGACAUUUGUUGUUUGUGUGGAAGUUGAUGUUGGGAGGGAGCUAGUAACCUUGUGCCUUGUUUAUGCCUUGGGUAUGAUUGUGCCUGCUCGAAGGACUGCCUGUUCAACCUGGCUAUGGACUUUCCUGUGAUUAUGGAUGCUGGCUUGACAGUGGCUUUCCUGCUGCCUUGGCCUGGGCAGUAAGGCAGUAACGAAACAGCAUUCCCCUGCAAUUUGGAUCUAUUUUGUUUAUGGGCUGAAAAUGGUGGAGCUGCUGAUUUUGGUUCGUACCAAUUAUGGGGGAGCUGCUGAUUCUGGGUUGUUGAUGACUGACUUUGGGCUGUGAAGGACUGAAUUUGUUAUUUGCUGUUGGGAGAAGUUGUGAAGGACGGUUGGUCCAUACUCACUUGUUCUUGGAGCCUUGGGGUCCCCCUUUCUGUGGCUCCCUACUGCUUAGGGGAUUCUUAGGGCAACCUGUCCUUGCUUUUGGAUCAUGCCUGUUUUUUGGUGUCCGCGGUGCUUUAGUGAUGCUGUUGCUGAUGGGGUAGUUUUGGUUUGCAUGAUGGAGGAUCUCGCUGGUUCUUGUUCUCUUGUUGUGGACAUCCUAGCGAUACUCUUACCCGGUCAGUUGGAGGAUGAUUGCCAAUCAUUUUAUGCCGUCUUGAAUGGUCAGAGCUUUCUCUGGUGAUCUUGGCACUUUGUUGUCUUCCUUGACGAGGGUGGACGACAUCGUGAACUCAGAACUUAGGCCUUAUCGUCCCAGUUUCACUAGGACAACAGAUGGGGGAUGUUGAUCGUAGUGUGGACAAUGGAGCAUGCCCGGCCAUGGAGCUCUUUUGACUUGCUUUGGACUCGACUAUACAACAAUUGGGCAGCACGUUGUGGACUCAGCUGGAUUGGGUGUAGAGCUUGUGUUGGCCUGUAUCUUGGAGCGGGCACUCAAAGUUCUACCUUUCACUUUUGCCAAUGCACGUUGGACUUGCGAGAAAGAUGAGGACGGGAAAUCAAGAUGUGGAUUACUUUCUUUUUUGUUUUGGCCUGCGUGCCAUUUGGCAGUUUGUUGCCUACAUUUGAUCUUCAAUUGUGUUUCGUGUUUGAGGGUGUGGAUGUAUUUUAUUUAGAAUUUGUGAUUAGUGCUUGCAACCGUGUUGUGGUUGGCACUAGAAUUGUUGUACCUUUCUGAUUUGGGUAAUAAUAAUUUACAUGUUACCCG
Molecule: messenger RNA, 4292 nt
Organism: Cuscuta campestris
Lineage: Eukaryota; Viridiplantae; Streptophyta; Magnoliopsida; Solanales; Convolvulaceae
Source: the annotation of a GenBank genome assembly